AUGGCGCUUAAGCGUAUCAACAAGGAGUUGACAGACCUCGGCCGUGAUCCUCCUUCAUCAUGCUCAGCCGGCCCUAUGGGCGAUGAUCUGUUCCACUGGCAAGCUACUAUCAUGGGCCCCGGCGAUUCUCCAUUUCAAGGCGGCGUCUUCUUCCUUGCCAUCCACUUCCCGACAGACUAUCCCUUCAAGCCACCAAAGGUCAACUUCACCACACGUAUCUAUCACCCCAACAUCAAUAGCAAUGGAAGCAUCUGUCUCGACAUUCUGAGAGACCAAUGGUCACCAGCGCUCACAAUAUCAAAAGUCCUUCUGUCCAUCUGUUCCAUGCUCACCGAUCCAAACCCCGACGACCCACUGGUGCCUGAGAUCGCUCAUGUCUACAAAACCGAUCGGGCCCGCUACGAGGCUACUGCUAGAGAAUGGACGCGGAAGUUUGCUAUCUAG
Molecule: messenger RNA, 444 nt
Organism: Cyphellophora attinorum
Lineage: Eukaryota; Fungi; Ascomycota; Eurotiomycetes; Chaetothyriales; Cyphellophoraceae
Product: Ubiquitin-conjugating enzyme E2-16 kDa
Exons: 5
Coding region: 1-444 (147 amino acids)
Biological process (GO): protein polyubiquitination; ubiquitin-dependent protein catabolic process
Cellular component (GO): nucleus
Molecular function (GO): ubiquitin conjugating enzyme activity
Source: RefSeq, a predicted model, not a curated record